Molecule: messenger RNA, 1110 nt
Organism: Elgaria multicarinata webbii
Lineage: Eukaryota; Metazoa; Chordata; Lepidosauria; Squamata; Anguidae
Product: zinc-binding protein A33-like
Exons: 5
Coding region: 82-1038 (318 amino acids)
Biological process (GO): protein ubiquitination
Cellular component (GO): cytoplasm
Molecular function (GO): ubiquitin protein ligase activity; zinc ion binding
Source: RefSeq, a predicted model, not a curated record
UACUUCGGCGAAGUAAAGGGCAGUUCUACGGAGGGUCGUUCGCACAACCGAGUUUCCUCCGGCGACUCAAAGUGUGUCCCGAUGGCGUCCAGCUUGGCGGAGGACCUGGAGUGUGCCAUCUGCCUGGCCAUCUUCCGGGAACCCCACACGCUGAGCUGCGGCCACAAUUUCUGCCUCUGUUGCUUGCAGCGCUGCGUGACCGAGGACCGGGACGAGGGGACGUGUCCCGAGUGCCGCUUCCCCUUCGAGCUGCGGCGACUCACGCGCAACCGGGCUCUGGCCAACCUCGCCGAAAAAGCCCGGAAGUUAAGGUUCGAGCAGGAGCCCCUGCCGGGGGCCGCCGCCACCACCGAGCACUACUGCGCGGAUCACGACGAGCCGCUUAAGCUCUUUUGCCGCCAGGAUCGCGUCCCCAUCUGCGUCAUCUGCCGGGAUCUUCCCCAGCAUCGAGGGCAUGAAUUCCUGCCGACCCAAAAUGCUGUGGAACAUGCGCAGGAGAAGUGUAAAUCAUUUCUAAAGAUUGUGGAGAAGGACCUACUGUGGCUGGCUAAGACUGAAAAAGAUCAGCAGGAGGCAACUGAAGAGCUGGAGAGCUGCACUGAAGAUACCUUGGGUCACAUCUCCAAAGAAUUUGAGGCUCUCCACCAGAUCUUGAACGAAAAGGAAAAAGACAUUAAGAAGACUCUACAGGAGAUAAAGAAGGGGAAGCUGAAGGAGAUGGAAGAUGUAUUAACAAGUCUAAAACAGAAAAAGACAACAUAUGCUGAGUUUGUUAACAAGGCCAAAGCACUAUUAGAAAGCAGACAUCCUGUUGCCUCCCUCAAGAUAUUCAAGGAGCUGCAAGACCAAUUCAAAGGUUUCGGUGACGAAGAGGAGGAGGAAGAGGAAGAGAAAGAGGAAGAGGAGGAGGAGGAGGAAGAGGAAGAAGAAGUGAUUCCAGUGGAUAUAGCCCUUAAGGAAUUCAAGAACCAGUUGGACUUUGAAGCUUGGAAGGAAACAUUGAAAUGUACUAUCAAACUACAGCCCAGUAUUAAAUAAGUCUUCCUAGCUCAGUUAUCUACUCAGCUGGCCUGGAAUUAAACUUUGACGCUGACGUCAAUUAAACUUUGA